CUCAAGACGUUGUCUUCAGCUCUUCCAAACACCUCUGUGCUCGUGCCUCCCCCCCACAGCGUCACCGCCCCACUUCUGUUUGGACUGAAACACUGUACACGGGCAUCCACACACACUGACCCCCCUCUUCCUCCAUUUCCUCCUCCCCACCCAGUAUGUCUGAAUACAAGAAAACCGCAAUCCUCUCUGUUUACGACAAAACAGGUCUCUUGGACUUGGCUAAGGGCCUGGUCGCCUCCAAGGUCAGGCUCUUGGCAUCCGGCGGUACUGCGAAGUUGCUCAGAGAGUCUGGCUUCCCCGUUUCCGACGUCGAGACCAUCACCCAUGCCCCAGAGAUGCUAGGUGGCAGAGUCAAGACCUUGCACCCAGCCGUCCACGGUGGUAUUUUGGCCAGAAACAUCGAGUCCGACGAGAAGGACUUGGAGACACAACACAUCGAAAAGGUCGACUUUGUGGUCUGUAACUUAUACCCAUUCAAGGAGACCGUUGCGAAAAUCAACGUCACCAUUCCUGAAGCCGUCGAGGAAAUCGACAUCGGUGGUGUCACCCUCUUGAGAGCCGCUGCCAAGAACCACUCCAGAGUCACCAUUCUGUCUGACCCAAGGGACUACCCGGUCUUCUUGGAAGAAUUGAACAAGAGCGGCCAAAACGAGAUCUCUGACUCCUUGAGACAAACCUUGGCGUUGAAGGCAUUCGAACACACUGCUGACUACGACACAGCUAUCUCAGACUUCUUCAGAAAGAAGUACUCCGAAGGUAAGGCCCAAUUGCCUCUCAGAUACGGUGCCAACCCCCACCAAAAGCCAGCUCAAGCUUUUGUCACCGAAGGGGAAUUGCCUUUCAAGGUCUUGUCUGGCUCUCCAGGUUACAUCAACUUAUUGGACGCUUUGAACUCAUGGCCUUUAGUCAAGGAGUUGUCCGCUUCUUUGAACUUGCCAGCUGCCGCUUCUUUCAAGCACGUUUCUCCAGCAGGUGCUGCUGUAGGCUUACCUUUGACUGACAUAGAAAAGAAGAUCUACAUGGUCGACACAAUCGAGAACCUUUCACCAUUGGCAAAUGCCUAUGCAAGAGCAAGGGGUGCCGACAGAAUGUCAUCCUUCGGUGACUUCAUUGCACUUUCGAACAUCGUUGACUUGCCAACUGCUCAAAUAAUCUCGAAGGAAGUCUCCGAUGGUGUCAUUGCCCCUGGCUUUGAACCAGAAGCUUUGGAAUUGCUCAAGGCUAAGAAGAAGGGUAAGUACUGUGUCUUACAAAUAGAUCCAAACUACAACCCAUCCUCAUUGGAAAAGAGACAAGUUUACGGCAUAACUCUCGAACAGAAGAGAAACGAUGCAAUCUUCAACUCUUCUACCUUCAAGGAGUUUGUCUCCAAAAACACCCAAUUGACUGAACAAGCAGCAAUUGACUUAACUGUUGCCACAAUUGUAUUGAAGUACACCCAAUCAAACUCUGUCUGUUACACUAAGAAUGGUAUGGUUAUAGGUUUAGGUGCUGGUCAACAAUCUAGAAUUCACUGUACCAGACUUGCAGGAGAUAAGGCAGACAACUGGUGGUUGAGACAACAUCCACGUGUUCUUGGCUUCAAGUGGGCCAAGGGUGUCAAGAGACCUGAGAAAUCGAACGCUAUUGAUUUAUACGUCUCGAACCAAAUUCCAACUGAUGAGCCAGAGAAAUCCGAAUAUGAAUCUAAAUUCGAAGUCGUUCCUGUUCCUUUAACUGCCAAGGAAAGAAGAGACUGGCUUGACCAAUUGUCUGAUGUUGCUUUAUCUUCCGAUGCUUUCUUCCCAUUCCCUGAUAAUGUCUACAGAGCUGUUAAAUCUGGUGUUAAAUACAUUGCUGCUCCAUCAGGCUCGGUUAUGGACAGAACUGUUUUCGAUGCUGCUGAUGCUCACAAUGUGGUUUACGUCGAAAACCCAAUUAGAUUGUUCCAUCAUUGAAGAUGCUUUAACAGUUUUCCACUUUUUUUGCUUCUUAAUAUUUUUAAUUACCUCCCCUCCCCUUCCCUCCAUUUUCUCAUGCUGCGAUUAUAGGUUGAUUCCAAUAUGCCCAAUUUAACGCUAACGCACGCAGUCAUAAAUUCUUCAUAAAAUUAAACCUUUUCAUAAAUUUUUAUAUGAUAUCACAUUUCUUAAUAAUAAUUACUCAUAUUUUCCC
Messenger RNA from Pichia membranifaciens NRRL Y-2026, 2154 nucleotides. RefSeq lists its product as hypothetical. Gene Ontology annotation, cellular component: cytosol. NCBI's taxonomy places the organism in Eukaryota, Fungi, Ascomycota, Pichiomycetes, Pichiales, Pichiaceae. The coding region runs from base 156 to 1937 and encodes 593 amino acids. The record is from RefSeq and is a predicted model, not a curated record. The transcript has a single exon. Gene Ontology annotation, biological process: 'de novo' IMP biosynthetic process. Gene Ontology annotation, molecular function: phosphoribosylaminoimidazolecarboxamide formyltransferase activity; IMP cyclohydrolase activity.